GUAGUACAGACUAAUUCCAUACUCACCUCCGUCACACGGGACAUCUCUCUAUAUAAAACCGCAGAAACCCUCUUCUCUCUCCUCCUCCCCCGCGUUCUCGACUCUCCAAGAUCCACCAGCCCCCCACCCCCCUACACUGCUCAAACCCUAGACACCGCCAACGGGAGGAGUGUGAGAGAGAGAGAGAGAGAGAGAGAGAAGAAGACGAAGCAUUCGCAUCACCUCACUCGUCUCUCCGAUCCUAACAUAACCGAAGCUCAGUUUUGUAGGGUUUUGAUUGCUGCUUGGAGAUCCAUCAGUAAUGGCGGCGGUGGCGACGACAACGGUGGCGGCACAACCACCUGUAUCUGCUCAAGUUGUUGGGAAUGCUUUUGUUCAACAAUACUAUCACAUUCAGCACCAAUCGCCGGAGCUCGUCCAUCGAUUUUAUCAGGACAUCAGUAAGCUUGGUCGUCCUGACGAUAACGGCACUAUGAACAUCACGACGACCAUGCUGGCUAUCGAUGAGAAGAUACUGUCACUUAACUAUGGUGAACUCAGGGCAGAGAUUAAAUCUGUGGAUGCACAAGAAUCUUUCAAUGGGGGAGUCCAUGUCCUUGUAACUGGGUAUUUGGUGGGGAAGGACAACAUGAUCCGGAAUUUCACUCAAACUUUCUUCCUUGCGCCACAAGAAAAAGGCUACUUUGUUUUGAAUGACAUGUUUCGCUAUAUGGAAGAUAUCAAGCAUCAUAAUGGAAACCAGAGUUUCACUAAUGACGUGGAGGCUCCUCUCACUCCAGAGCAAGAUUCUUCUCCUGUGCAGGAGAAUCAUGUUUCCGAGCAAACAGUGGUUACUGUAGAGGUCAUUGAGGAAGAAGCUCUCAAUCCCACAGAUAAUGGAGAAGUUUCAGUUGUGGAAGUGGAAGAGGAGGUGCCAGUGGCCGAGGUUGUUGAUGAAGUACCAGAUGAAUCACAGGUGGUGGUUGAAUCCAACUCCAGAAUUGAGGGAGUUCCAAAGAAGUCUUAUGCUUCUAUUGUGAUGGUUAUGAGAGAGAGUGCUAUGCCGUUGUCAUCUCCUGCACCUGCUCCUCGGAGACCUAUAGCAAAGAGCCAAGAGCAACCAGUAAACCUUGUUCAGGCAUCUGCAACAGCAGUUGAGACACCAGUUUCCGGUUCAGAUGCCAUAGAAAAUGGGAAUAAUCAAGAGGGCGAAGGUAUGCACUCAUCUGAUGGUUAUUCAAUUUAUAUAAAGGGUCUCCCUUUGAAUGCCACGCCUGCCCUUCUUGAGGAUGAAUUUAAGAGGUUUGGUCCUAUAAAGAGUGACGGUAUUCAAGUUAGGAGUAACAAACAGCAGGGUUUCUGUUUUGGCUUUGUGGAAUUUGAGGUGGAAAGUGCUGUGCAAAAAGCAAUUGAGGCUUCGCCCGUUACAAUUGGUGGGCGCCAAGCUUUUGUCGAGGAGAAGAGGUCUACUAAUUCUCGAGUGAAUAAUAACAGGGGGCGGUUUUCAACUGGAAGGGGAUCUGGAUUCAGGAACGAGGGGGUCAGAGGGCGUGCAAACUAUGGAAGCGGUAGAGGCUAUAACCGCGGUGAUUUCAAUGGCCGGACUGAAUUUGGUAAUAAUAGGGAUAGGGGCAGCAAUCGAGGAGGAUUUUCGAGUCGCGGAGGGGACGGAUAUCAGAGGUCUGAUAGCAUGGGAAGCAACGGUGGCGGCCGUGCAAACCGUGGUGGUGGGAUGGCAGUCAAUGCAACAGCCAAAACCGUGGCACCACGGGUGUCUGCUACUGCUUGAGGACGACCCCAUAGCUUAGAGAGCCAGUGAUCUGUGAGGGAUUGAAAUAGGUUUGUGUGUUUUUUUUUUUUUUUAAAAAAAUGUAGUGACUAAGUGGUUGAUGAUAUCAUUUGGUGGGCAGAUCCUUCAGGCUGUCUGAAAAUUUUCAAGUUAAAAUCCUAACUUUCUUUCGCACAUUUUUUUUCCCUUCUUUUUUUUUUUUUUUUUUAUAAUAUUCUUGGGUGGGUGUUAUAGGGUUGAUGAUAGUUAGAUGUUGGAAGUUAGCUUUUGUUGUGAAGUAGUUGUAGUGCCCAAGGGAUUAUUUCUAAUUCAUUUUGUUGGGCUUUUUGUAUUCGGCAAAUUAUUAUUUUAGAGUUUAUUUUUGAAUACUGGUAAUGAAAUAUGGGUCGUUGCUACUAUAACUCAGCUGUAGUGCAUGUAUUCAUUCUUUUGGAUUUAAUGCGUAAUCUCCAACUUUUGUCAGAGUAAUUCUUGAAA
Molecule: messenger RNA, 2245 nt
Organism: Camellia sinensis
Lineage: Eukaryota; Viridiplantae; Streptophyta; Magnoliopsida; Ericales; Theaceae
Product: nuclear transport factor 2
Cellular component (GO): ribonucleoprotein complex; cytosol
Molecular function (GO): mRNA binding
Source: RefSeq, a predicted model, not a curated record